Pieris macdunnoughi is the source of this 2334-nucleotide messenger RNA. The record is from the annotation of a GenBank genome assembly. NCBI's taxonomy places the organism in Eukaryota, Metazoa, Arthropoda, Insecta, Lepidoptera, Pieridae.
AUGGGUCCCGCGGCGCCUAGCACUUUACCAAGAGGGGGCACAGUACUUCGUGCUUUCUCACCGGCAGCACCGCCAGUUCCAGCUGAUCGUGGGAAGACCAUUCCUCCAGCAGGUCCUCCGGUCAAGCCAGUUCGCUCCUACGUUCCAGGCACUGGCUCUGAGAGGUGUUUUCCAUUCUCCGCCAGUGAUUGCCCCCGGGGUACAGAUCAACUUUACACAAUCCCUGCACACUCAAGCGAGGGUUACAUGUCAUCCCCUGAACGCAGUUCCGCUAGAAUACCUUACGAAGAUCCAUACUAUACGCAGUUCUUGGGUCCAGCGGGCUCAAGACCUGGAAUCAAUCCUGUUAUCGACGAAGAGUCAAGUGAUGGUGUUAUUAUUGAUGACUCGUACCAAAUGUAUGGCGUUAAUGCUAUCACAACCGCGCCACGUCCAAUGCCGAGGCCCCCUUACGACGCCAGGUUGGGUCCACCAGUUGAUGAUAUGCAACGUCUAAGAGUAGAAAAAAUGGAACGACAACUCGCAAAUCUUACUGGACUAGUCCAAAAAGCUCUUCAGGUACCUGGAAGCACACCACCACCCGCGGUGGCUCCUAGGCAAGAAUUUCAUCCGCCACGUGCUAAUCAAGAUGCCGGACAUUUUGCCAGCACCGAGAGACCUCCCAAAUUGGGGAGGGACAGAUUUCAGAAAUCUGUGUCGUUCGAGAAAUCGGUAUCAUUCAGCGAUGAUCCUCCAGACAUGAAUUCACCGAAACAGCAUUCUCCUCAGCACGCAGCUGAUACAAAACCAACAAAACCGGCAAUCAAGUCAUCCACAUUGCCGAGGACAUCAUCACAAGAACGCGAUCGACAUAAGCCAGCACCACCACCCAAACCAGCUGGGCUUGUUAGUCAGCCGUUGGCAUUAGUUCCUCAAAAGACCUAUACGGUCACCGUAACACCGGACUUCUUUAGCGAGCUCCAUCAUCUACAAAAACAGAGCCGAGAUCUCAGAAUAGAGACUCGUAACCUACGACGUACCACAUUAUCUCACGCGAUGCAGAUGAGACAAAUGAUGGCUGAUACUAUAGUGAAAAUUGGUACACUCGCUGCAAGGUUUUGUGAGGAAGACCCGGAAUCUCAAUUAACGCGAGAGGAAGAAAUUUACCGUCAAGACAUGCUUUUGUUAGAAAAUGAUUUAUAUGAAUUAGAAGCAACCGUAGAGCGGCUUCGCGGACAAGCUGCUAAUAGAUUGGAAACUCGAGUCAACAUGGCGGACAUUGAACGCAUUGCAAUGGUUCUAUCGAAGAGUAGCAAAACUGUCGCUGACUGGAAGUUGAAGUUUCCCGUUCUUCAGGAAACAAUGAAGGUGAAACUCGCAGCUGAAAUGGAAAAGGUGGUGCGUAAAGAGAAGAUGCUAGAAGAAGAACCAGAGCGAUUAGAGUUGGCAUUGCGUCGGUGUAAGAAACUAACUGGGACUCUAGUUACUUUAAAAAGAUUGGCAUGUGUACAAGAACAACGUCUACCAAUGAGCGAUGGACGUGUUUCACCAACUUCCUCUCAAAGUUCUACCACCGCUGGACCAUCUUCUGAGGAAUAUCACUCUGAAUCAACUUGCCACGUCUCACAGGCUAACAAGGCAGCCGGCGGCGGGCGAGUGUGUACGUCCCGGGGAACAACGGACGUGCGGCCAGAGAACGCCCUCGAUGCGCUACUAGACGAGCUGCAGACGUUUGCCAAACCCGUAGAGCGGAGCGGCAGAGGCGACGGGCCUCUGAGAAGGCUGCAUUCGUAUCCCAGCGGAAGCGACACGGACGCCUCACCGCCUGUUCGUGCCCGCGGGCAGCAUCCUCCCAAGCCACCAGUUCCCGAGAGACAUCCAGAGUUGCUCGCAAUGGCUGCGCGCCGAGCCCCGCCGCCCCCACCGCCCCGCACCACAUCCCGCUCGCCCCUCGCUUCGCCCACUUCGCCCCCCUCGCCACCCUGCACUGACAUAACCGAACAAAACGACACAAACGCCCAAGCGCGUCAGUCUCUUCUCGAACAACGGCACCAAGAACUACUCAAAAAACAAAAGGCUCUCCAAGAACAAUACGCCCGCUUGCAAAUGAUACAACGUAGCGGACCCACGUUGCCUAUUACUGCCCAUCCAGACUUAAAGAAGACAGGCAGUGAAUCCAAUUUACUCACCAAAAUGAACUUCAAUCUGGCCCCGGCUAGCAUAUCGGGCAGCAUGACACACUUAGCUGGCGAUAGUGAGAGGAAAAGAAGCAAUAGUACCGAGACGGCUCCCUCACAGGAUAAAUGCGACUCGAUUGCCACCACAAACAAAGUAUAUGAGACUGACAUUCUGUGA